GGCUGAAUUACGGUGGUAGUUCAUAUACCAUGUUGUCAAUAUUUCUCUACGUAGAACUUUUACAAUCUUGACUGAUGUUAUGAUUCCCUGGAUAUGAAGUGGUAAGAAAGAAAUGAGUUUCAAUUCCAGUAUUUAUGCAACUUUCUCAAGUCAGAUUGUUCAUGUUUGCUCUGGAGUGGGAUUUUUCCUGUUAGUUAAAUGAUCAAUAAUUAGCCCAUGUACUUGGGAAGCUUUCAAUCGUAAAAGGCAUGAGAAACAUAUGAUGUAAUAUUUCAGCCACAUGCGAUCUUGGAAAAGGUAUAUUAACGAACCAUGAAUCACUUAGUGACUGUAUCCCUCAGCUUGCAGAUUCUUUGAUAUAUUUUUCUGGGUUCUGAAAUUGACUUUUACUCUACCUGCUCUUAAUUUGCUCUAUUCAGCUAAUGAUUGUGGUGGAUCAUGCGGGUGGAAUCUUCCCUGCCAUCAACCAUUCACCAUGGGAUGGUUUAACUCUGGCAGAUUAUGUAAUGCCAUUUUUCCUGUUUAUUGUUGGUGUCUCACUGGGACUUGGGUACAAGAAAAUGCCGUGCAGAGCUUCUGCAACUCGGAAAGUCCUUCUUCGGGCGCUUAAGCUUUUGCUUUUAGGUCUUUUCCUCCAAGGUGGUUAUUUUCAUGGCGUUGGUAGUCUUGAUUAUGGAGUGGACAUGGAACAAAUGAGAUUUAUGGGAAUACUGCAAAGAAUAGCUAUAGCAUUUAUGGUUGCGGCACUAUGUGAGAUUUGGCUGAAGGGAGAUGAUGAUGUUAAGUCAGCAUUUUCUCUGCUGAAGAAAUACCGAAGUCAUUGGGCCGUGGUACUUGUGCUUACCACUGUAUAUAUUUCAUUAUUAUAUGGCCUGUAUGUGCCCGACUGGGAGUAUCGGAUUCCAACUGAAUCUCCCUCCCUUUCACAAGAAAGAAUUUUGGUGAAAUGUGGAGUGCGAGGAAAUACUGGACCAGCUUGUAAUGCUGUUGCAAUGAUUGAUCGUGAGGUGUUGGGAAUUAGACAUUUAUACAGAAAGCCAGCAUAUGCACGGACAAAGCAAUGCAGUAUUCAUUCUCCAGAGUCUGGUCCUUUGCCUGCUAAUGCUCCAUCAUGGUGCCAGGCCCCCUUUGAUCCUGAAGGCCUUUUAAGUUCAGUGAUGGCCGUGGUUACAUGCUUGGUUGGCUUGCACUUUGGACAUGUGAUUGUCCAUUUUAAGGAUCAUGGGGAUAGAACUUUCCACUGGAUGGUCUCAUCUUCUUUUCUUGUGGCUCUAGGCCUGGCAUUAGAUCUUUUUGGCAUGCAUGUGAAUAAGGCUCUCUACACAUGUAGCUACAUGGCUGUCACUGCUGGUGUAGCUGGCAUUCUCUUCACCUUAAUAUACCUGAUGGUUGAUUUCGGUGGACUUAGGCAUACUACCACAGUUUUGGAGUGGAUAGGGAAGAACGCAAUGACUAUUUAUGUCCUUGCUGCAACAAAUGUCUUGCCUGUUUUCCUCCAGGGCUUCUACUGGAGGCGUCCUGAGAAUAACAUUCUGAGUUUAAUCGGAAUUGGAAGAUGAUAGGAAGCUUGAUAUCGAUCUCCAACUCUGAAAGGACACUCGAUCGCGGAAUAUUUAUUGAAGCAACUAGCCACAUUUAUUAUAUUGCGGUUUGUUGCAAUUCAUACAGAAAAUAUAUGCUCUGUUCAGUGAGGUUAGAGAACUGCAGUUUUCUCCACAUUUAUGGGCUUUCUGUACAUAAUUAGCAAUUCGCUGUCACUUUA
Molecule: messenger RNA, 1762 nt
Organism: Syzygium oleosum
Lineage: Eukaryota; Viridiplantae; Streptophyta; Magnoliopsida; Myrtales; Myrtaceae
Exons: 12
Coding region: 423-1559 (378 amino acids)
Source: RefSeq, a predicted model, not a curated record